Molecule: messenger RNA, 726 nt
Organism: Closterium sp. NIES-65
Lineage: Eukaryota; Viridiplantae; Streptophyta; Zygnematophyceae; Desmidiales; Closteriaceae
Source: the annotation of a GenBank genome assembly
AUGAAGCCCUGCGCGCCGUCCGCUGUCGCCACGAGGCCCUGCGCGCGCCUGUCUGGCCUGUGUGGCCUCGCCGCACUCGUCGCGGGUCUCGUCGCCAUCAGCUUCCUCGCGACCCACGCCAGCGCCGCUGAUGACCUGUGUGCGAACGAGGACUGCGGGGAAGGCACCUGCGCCGUUGAUGUAGACAAUGACAUACCCCUGUGCGUGUGCAAGGACGGUUUGGUAUUCGACGACGACCACAAGACGUGUGUCGUGGCCCCGUUGGUGCGGACGACAGUGGCGCUGCAGCAAGGAGGCUCGAGAAGCAUUGUGCCCGCCAGCUUCUUGGCACCACUGCCGGCAGAGCAAGCGAGUGGCAGCAGCGCGUGCGGCAACCUGUACGUCACCAUCGAAGGCAGCGCCAAGAUCACCGUCGUGUGGAAUGCCUCCAACCCCGCCCCGCCUGUUGAUGAAGCGCCCAGCAACGCCAUGUGCAAGAGCCUCUCGUUAUACGCCGAGUCGGGCUGCACGAAGAAGCUGCGCUUCACUAUCGCGCGACCUGCGAAGAAGGGCAGUUCCUACCCCGUCACGAUCAAGACUGUCAAGGGAAUCCGUUCGCUGCUAUCAGUUGGCUGCGAGAUCAGUAAGAGGGCCAACCGCAGUGCCAGUGCCCCGAGGGCCCUCGUGUUCAACGCAGCCAAGAAGCUCUGCCUCGACCCUUCUCGUGCUCCCCGUAGGCGACCCUAG